AGACAGACAGAGAGAGACAGACAGAGGGAGACAGAGAGAGGGAGGUGAAAGCCAACGCCCCAUUUUUUUUCUCUCUGCCACAGAAGGAAAGUUUGUGUUGGCUGUGAAAUAUUUAUUGCACUUUCCCGCCUACUUCUGAUUACUCCACACGACUUCAGUUUCUUGUACGACUGUACAUCUGCUCAUAAACCCCCUCGACACAUUUCUCAGCUCUUCACCAAGCAGGAUAUUUCAGCCUACACAACAUUUAACUAGCCUCCUGUUGCUAAGGGCUGUUGCUGUCUGACUGGAAGCUGCUUAUUAAAAUGGCAGAUACUGCAGAAAGUCCAAGCUUUGUGGACAAACUAAAGGCCUAUGUACGAACUCGGAAAGGGACCAUACUGUCUGUGGAAAUACUCCUGAGCUUGAUCUGCAUCAUCUGCUACGCAGCGUCGCUGUAUGGCGGAUACUCAGCAGUGGCUAUUUGUGAGAUGGUCUUUGCCAUCGUCUUCUUUGUCGUCUUCAUGAUGGAGCUGGAUAAACAGUUCGGGGUCAUCAACUGGCUCUGGAGUGAUUUUAUCCGUGCUGUGAUUGGUGCUCUGCUGUACAUCAUCACCUCUCUGAUCUGUGUGAUCAAUGGAGUAGGAGAUGGAGCACGUGUCGCAGGAGGGGUGUUUGGACUUAUCGCUGGCAUUGUGUUUUGUUAUGAUGCAUACACCCUUUUUAUAGAGCUCAAGAGCUCCCAAGGACGGUCGGCAGUUUCCACAGAUGCUUGAACAUUAUUAUAACAGCAAGAGCAGCUGCUUGGGAAGACAUGGGAAGAAACAAAGGACAAACAAAGAAUUUUAAAGGUUUUCAUAGUAUGAUGAGGUCAACAUUGUGUUUUGUGAAGGCUACAAAAUGCUGAAAACAUGACGAACAGACUGAAAUAUCUGCACUAGCUAAUGGGAGGCACUGUAUACAAUAUCAGCUUGUAAUGGUCACUGCUUAUGCCAAAACAUUGCAAAUAAUUGGAGAUGCCAUUGCCUGACCUUUUUUAAAGCAGAUAUUUUAGCUGUUGAAUCAUUAUUAUUAAGGUUAUGUAAGAGCAGCUCCUUUUAACAUCACCCGGUGCUCUCUGACAUGACUCGGGAAUUCAAAAAGGAGUGAAUGAGAUCGAUCAGCAUUUAAAAAAAUAACAAAAAAAAAUCAGUCCAUGUUGACCAUGUGAUCAACAAAACAACACACCAAGAAAGGGACCUAAAAAAAAAAAGACACUUUGGUUCGGUUUAGUUUUGGAGCUGUUCUGAGUAUGUUUUAAAAUACAAUGUCUGUUUCAAUUGGCAAGGUGUAAAGUUUCAGUCACAACUGAUUAUUUAUGACAACUAAUAUUUGAUAACUAUGGGUUAUAAUUGUGGGUUUGUUUAAAAUAAUUAAUCUAAAGUAAUGAUUACAAUUGUAGGGAUAAGAUGUUUCUCUCUAGUUAUUUAAAGAAUACUAGCAGUCAGAUGAACAGAAAUAAUAACAUAAUGUUUCUAACAGGGUUUUGCCGUAGUUCUGCUUUUUAUUAGUUUUUAGUAUUUUGUCAGCAUUUAGUAUUUUGUUCAUUCGUAUUUUCCUCCUUUAACUAUAGCAGGGAAAAAUCAAGGCUGCUAGCACACCCUAAAGUUUGAAUAACUGGCCCAAGCCCCAAAAGUGAAUUAUAGAAGGAUUUUGUAUUAAAAUGUUUACUGUACACUUGUAACAGGAAUAAAGCUUGAAUGCAGGAAACCACUCCUAUUAGUAAAUAAUGAUUCUAACAGCUAAAAACCAUUGUUUUCUUUAUGGCUCUAUAAAGAGAAUUAAUACAUUUCCUUAAUCUGUGGUCUGGCCUAAAUUGUUUCCCUGCGUUAUCUGGCUACAAUUUCUUUUUUUUUACAGCACUAUAUAAAGAAACCCCAUUGCUUUGUAAUGAUAUAUCUUGUCCGUAAAUAUCUGCCAUUAUUUCUUUCCCCAUGGUGUUUCCUACCCAUGAAGUUUUGUACGCUUUAUAGCUUUAAACACAUACACAGUCGUAGUUGUAUCCUUUCUUAGUAAAACUAGGAAACAUAGUCUACUGAACAUGUCAUGGUUAGUUUCCUGUACUGUAACAUUUUUUUUUCUUACAGCAAACUCAGGAUACACCUUUCUUCCAAUGUUCAACACUUUUUAUGUUUGUUCUUGAUGAGAAUGAGAAGGGAUAUUCUGCAGUAUUUAAUUUCAUUGUCACAUAUCUAAUAUUACUGUUGGUUUUUUUUUCAUGAAGCAAUGCAGAAUAAAAAAAGUCUUCUAACCAA
This is a messenger RNA of Tachysurus fulvidraco (yellow catfish), 2273 nucleotides long. RefSeq names its product proteolipid protein 2b (gene plp2b). NCBI's taxonomy places the organism in Eukaryota, Metazoa, Chordata, Actinopteri, Siluriformes, Bagridae. Bases 306 to 755 code for a protein of 149 amino acids. Gene Ontology annotation, cellular component: membrane. The record is from RefSeq and is a predicted model, not a curated record. The transcript is spliced from 5 exons.